Molecule: messenger RNA, 177 nt
Organism: Adineta steineri
Lineage: Eukaryota; Metazoa; Rotifera; Eurotatoria; Adinetida; Adinetidae
Source: the annotation of a GenBank genome assembly
GGUCAUCGUCAAUGUAUUGGACAAGAUUUAGCUCGAUUAGAACUCAAAAUAAUUCUAGCUCGCAUGUUACAACAGGUGACAAUCGGUGAUGGCGGUCCUGAAUUUAAUACAGGUGGUUGCAUUCAAAGACUGACUAUCGUACCGAAACACGUCGGAGUUACUAUUCAAUUUAGUUAA